AUGUUGUUCCUCUCGCCCAUGUAUCUGGUGCUCGCGGCCCUUGUCCUGGCAGCUCUUCAUCUGGCCCGCUGCCUCGCCUCGCCGCUCCGAAAGCUGCCGGGCCCGACCAUAUCUCUCUUCACGUCCCUGGUGUUGAAGUGGAAGGAGCUCAACGCUCAAAGGACGCCCUACAUUCAUGCGCUGCAUCAGAAAUAUGGUCCUGGCGUGCGAGUUUCCCCCAACGAAGUGUCCUACACUUCAUGGCCGGCCCUCAAGGAGAUAUACUGCUCUGGCGGGAGCGGUUACGACAAGUCUGACUUUUACAAUCUCUUUAGGAUUUACGGGAGAAGAUUUGUAUGUUCCAACAAAGUCUGCUCGCUGAGAGAGCUUCUUUUCCACAUGGCUAACCAUCAUCAAGCUCUCCAUGCGUACGCGUGUGAUUGCAUCACUCACCAUCUGUUUCACCCCAACGGCUCUGACUGCAUCGGGAAAAAGGCAGACGAGGAUAUGAUGCACCAGGUAGCGGCAGAUGACAGUCUGCAAAAUCGUCUCAUCUCGCACUACAGCCCGACGCUGCACCGCCUGCUUGCCGGCAUCCUAUCCCUGUUUGUCAAGCCGCGAUCUGUGCCCCUUGCCGACAACUACGUCCUGGAGACCAGCAAGCGCACCGACAUGGCAAGCUUCACGCUCAUGAGCCGGCUGGAGGAAAAGUCAAGCGACCUCGACCUCGACCACAUCGACAUGGCCGCCGAGUGCCUGGACCACAUGGUCGCCGGCAUCGACACCACCGGCGACACGCUGUGCUUCCUCAUGUGGGAGCUCUCCCAGCCUCGGUCGCUUCACCUGCAGCGCAGGCUGUCCGACGAGGUACGAAAGAACCCCGACGCCGGCAUCGACCAGCUUCCGUUCCUGGACGCCGUCCUGUGCGAGGGCCUCAGGUACUACCCUGCCAUCCCGAUGUCGUUGCCUCGCCUCGUGCCACGGGGCGGCCGGACCAUUGACGGCUUCCACGUCCCCGAGAAGACAAUCGUCAGCUGUCAAGCGUACUCUGUGCACCGCAUGAAUACGGACGUGUUUCCGGACCCUGACGCGUUUCACCCCGACAGAUGGAUGGCGGCCGAGGGGGACGCAGAUAGACGUCGGUUGCUGUUUGCGUUUUCCAACGGCGGCCGAGGCUGCGUUGGCAAACAUCUUGCCAUUGCCGAGAUGAAGACUCUGCUCAGAGAUGUCUACUCGCGAUAUAGCACGACGCCGGAUGCUUCCAUGACGGCAGAGUCCAUGGCCAUGUCGGACCAGCUUAUUUCGACUCGGCCAUUGGGCAAGAAAUGCCUGCUCAAGUUUCAUCUGCUGCCUGAUGAUGAUAUCAAGGCCACGGGCGGCUCUGAGUAA
Metarhizium acridum CQMa 102 is the source of this 1368-nucleotide messenger RNA. NCBI's taxonomy places the organism in Eukaryota, Fungi, Ascomycota, Sordariomycetes, Hypocreales, Clavicipitaceae. The record is from RefSeq and is a predicted model, not a curated record.